CACAGGAAGAUCACACCAUCCCCCACCAUCAUCAGGAUGAAGAACUUAAAGAUAUCAAAGUUGAGGUUAAAGAGGAAGAAGAAGAGAGGUUGGUGAGUGGAGAUCAGCAGUCUAUGGAGGAGGGGGAGAUGAUUACGGAAUGUAAACAGGAGGAAUCUUCUCUACAUAUAGACACAAGAGGACACAAUGUCCGGAAUUCCUCUGAGGAACAUCUCAUUGUAUCUCCAGAUUAUAAAGCAGAAGAUAAUAACAUUGUACAAUAUUCUCCAGGAGGAAAUCCCGUUACUCCAAAUAUACAUCCCAGACCUUCCCAAUUGGGGGGAUUCACUAGGAAAGAUUCACUUGUAGUACACCAAAGGAGACACACGAAUGAGUGCCCUUAUUCAUGUUCGGAAUGUGGAAAAUGUUUUGAUGGUAAAUGUAAACUGGUUGAGCACCAGAGGAUUCACACGGGUGAGCAUCCUUAUUUAUGUUCAGAGUGCGGAAAAACGUUCACUAUGAAGGGAAACCUUGUUAAACACCAGAGAAUUCACACAGGUGAGCGUCCCUUUUCAUGUUCAGAGUGUGGGAAAUCUUUCACUCAUCGAGAAGUCCUUGUUAGACACCAGAGAAUUCACAAGGGUGAGCGUCCUUAUUCAUGUUCAGAGUGCGGAAAGUCAUUCACACAGAAUGGACACUUAGUUAUACACCAGAGAAUUCAUACAGGUGAAUGUCCCUAUUUAUGUUCAGAGUGUGGGAAAUGUUUUACUAGGAAAGGUUUACUUGUAAUACACCAAAGGACACACACGAAUGAGCACCCUUAUUCAUGUUUAGAGUGCGGGAAAUAUUUUGGUCAUAAAUUUCAACUUGUUGAGCACCACAGGAUUCACACAGGUGAGCAUCCCUAUUCAUGUUCAGAGUGUGGGAAAUGUUUCACUAAUCAAGGAGUCCUUGUUAGACACCAGAGAAUUCACAAGGGUGAGCGUCCUUAUUCAUGUUCAGAGUGCGGAAAGUCAUUCACACAGAACGGACACUUAGUUAUACACCAGAGAAUUCACAAGGGUGAGCGUCCUUAUUCAUGUUCAGAGUGCGGAAAGUCAUUCACACAAAACGGACACUUAGUUAUACACCAGAGAAUUCACACAGGUGAGCGUCCUUAUUCAUGUUCAGAGUGCGGAAAAGGUUUUGCUUGUAAAUAUAAACUUGCUGAGCACCAGAGGAUUCACACGGGUGAGCAUCCCUAUUCCUGUUAAGAGUGCAGGAAUACUUUCACUCAUUAACCGCUUAACGACCGCUGUAUGUAUAUGUACCUCCACAGAAUGGCACGUACAGGCAUAU
Molecule: messenger RNA, 1317 nt
Organism: Rana temporaria (common frog)
Lineage: Eukaryota; Metazoa; Chordata; Amphibia; Anura; Ranidae
Product: gastrula zinc finger protein XlCGF8.2DB-like
Exons: 4
Coding region: 114-1232 (372 amino acids)
Biological process (GO): regulation of transcription by RNA polymerase II; central nervous system development
Cellular component (GO): nucleus
Molecular function (GO): RNA polymerase II cis-regulatory region sequence-specific DNA binding; DNA-binding transcription factor activity, RNA polymerase II-specific
Source: RefSeq, a predicted model, not a curated record